Messenger RNA from Megalobrama amblycephala (Wuchang bream), 1231 nucleotides. RefSeq lists its product as uncharacterized. The coding region runs from base 217 to 711 and encodes 164 amino acids. NCBI's taxonomy places the organism in Eukaryota, Metazoa, Chordata, Actinopteri, Cypriniformes, Xenocyprididae. The transcript is spliced from 2 exons. The record is from RefSeq and is a predicted model, not a curated record.
CCGCUUAUGAUCACACAUGUUCUUUUUUAAAACUCUAGGUGUUAAUAGGCUCAGUCCUUCUGGCACAUUAAAUGUCACAAGAUUCACACAUUGACCACUAACAGUUUCAUUCUGAGUUCAGUUCAAACUUUAGUUUUAAAAAGCAGGCUGUUGAAAUGCACAGCACUGCAGCAUAAACAGUCUGAAACUAGAACAGCCUAGCAUUAACACAGUGUUAUGAUGUAUGACAUUAAGAGAUCAGAGAUAACUGAAGUUAUAUAUGAUGAUGUGAUGAUGACUGAGACUGUGGAAAUGGACAGAGGAGAAAGAGUGGAGAUGAUGGUGGAUAUCUAUGAGAGUGCAGAUACUGUGAGACAUCAUGAUCUGAGGACAAACACAGAGAGACAUCAGCCACUGCAACACACAGGAAGUGUCUCAGUGAAGAACAGAAAGCACAGAGCAGUUGAAGUGUGUUUGUGUCUGCUGUGUGUUCUUCUGCUGACUGCUGUAAUGGUGCUCUGUAUGUAUUUCACCACCGAGAGAAAACAGUUUCUAACCGUUAUCAAUAACCUGACUGAGGAAAGACACCAGAUACUUACCAAAUAUGAGCAGAUACUGAACCAUAGCAAUAAUCUGACUGCAGAAAGAGAGCAGAUAAAAAACAAGAUUGAUGAACUCCAACGUGGCCUUUAUGAACAAGGUAAUUUUGUUUUAUCCUCAUUAAAUCAUUAAAAAAUCAUCUUUUUUCUACCAUCCCGCUUCAAUAAAAAUAAGCAUUGACUUAAACAUCAACUUUCUGUUCAUCAAUACUGCUUAAAUACAUUUCAACAUGGACAAAGCUAAACUAAUAUAUCUAAACUGGUGUAUUAAUAGAUCAGCGUGCUGACAACUUUAAAUGGAUCUACUACAACUUCAGUUUUUAUUAUAUUUCAUCUGAGGAGAAGAGAUGGAAUGACAGCAGACGAGCCUGUCAACAGAGAGGAGCAGAUCUAGUGAUCAUAAACAGCCAAGAGGAGCAAGUGAGUGAGAAAGAAAAUUUUGUGUUUGUUUGUGCACAUUUACACGAAUAGGUUGGUCUGUUUUAACUAGUGAGAGAAAGGUGUAUUACUGUAAUUGUAAUUAUUAUUAUUACUAUUACAUAUACAAUAUUUUACUGCUCUGUCGUAACAGGAGUUUUUGAAGAAGGUUGUUGUUGAUAAUAAGAGUAAUUUUUGGAUUGGUCUGAGAACAACAGAGGGAGUAUGGAAAUGGA